UAUAUUUGAGAAGCUGCAGCGACUCCAAGGACACCGUUCACAGGGCGAUCUCGCUUCUCAGCUCCAAAGUCUGGAUUGAUCUGGGGACAAUUAUUACACCUCUGCGGCGGAUAACUCAGAAGAGAGCCUGUAAAGGAGGCAUCGAGGGGGCUCAUAGCGAGACCUGCAUCCUACCUCCCCGGCAUGUGCACUGAGAGGUGUGCCAAGUGCCUGGGCAGCACCCUCAUUCCCCUCGCUGUGUCUGGCUUCCUGGCUCACCUCCUGCUAUUUUUCCCUGGAGGAAAAGUGAUAGACAACAAUGAUCACCUUUCUGACGAGGUCUGGUAUUUCGGAGGAAUAUUAGGAAGCGGGGUCUUGAUGAUCUUCCCUGCGCUGGUGUUCUUGGGCCUGGAGAACAAUGACUGCUGCAGGUGUUGUGGCAACGAGAGCUGUGGGAAGCGCUUUGCGAUGUUCACCUCCACAAUAUUUGCUGUGGUUGGAGUCUUGGGUGCCGGAUACUCAUUUAUCAUCUCAGCUGUCUCAAUCAACAAGGGUCCAAAAUGCCUCAUGGUCAAUAAUAGCACGUGGGGCUACCCCUUCCUGGACGGAGAUUACCUCAGGGACAGGGACUUAUGGAGCCAGUGCGAAAAGCCUGACAACGUGAUUCCCUGGCAUCUGACCCUCUUCUCCAUCCUGCUGAUCAUAGGGGCGGUUCAGAUACUUAUCUGUGCCAUCCAGGUGAUCAACGGGCUCCUGGGGACCCUGUGUGGAGACUAUCAGUGCUGUGGCUGCUGUCGGGGAGAUGGACCAGUCUAAACCUCCAUGAUGAGCUGCCCUAACUUAAUGGUGUGUGAGAAGAUACAUUAAACUUAUUCUUCUCUUCUUGGGGUUGCCAAUUCCUAUCUGCUUCCUAACUGACAAAACUUAGGGAGGCCAGAGUUAUUCCUUCUCCUUUCCAACCAGAUCAGCUCACCUUAGAGUUUCAUGUUAGUUUCAAAUAAAAAAUAGUUUGGCCACUUAAGUAAUACUUAUGAAUCUUUCAAAUUAGCUUCCUCUUAGAAUCGAAGAGCAGGUUCAAAGCAAAUAUUUCAUAAUUUUUUCUUUGAGUGAAAAAUGUAUAAGGCCACAUGUACUGCCACACUGCUUCUUUGUAUAUAGAGGUGUUAAUAUCGUUGGAAGUUUUACAGGAGUCAAAGGAAGAAAGCACAUUGAAAAUGAGAAGCUAAGACCAAUUUUUAUUUUUAAGAUCUGUGGGAAAAAAGAACGACUGAUGGAUCAUAAAUAAUUUUUAUUUGUUUUCUUUUGUGCUAACAUGUUUGAAUUACUUGUAACUAAUCUUCUGGGCCUGCCAUCAUUUGCAAGCAUUUCCUUGUGUAUAUUAAAUUGAAAUCAGAAUUCAGAGGUAAUA
This is a messenger RNA of Orcinus orca (killer whale), 1387 nucleotides long. It is a transcript of the gene TM4SF4, whose product is annotated as transmembrane 4 L six family member 4. The record is from RefSeq and is a predicted model, not a curated record. Gene Ontology annotation, cellular component: membrane. Lineage: Eukaryota; Metazoa; Chordata; Mammalia; Artiodactyla; Delphinidae. The coding region runs from base 184 to 795 and encodes 203 amino acids. The transcript has 5 exons.